Hemicordylus capensis (graceful crag lizard) is the source of this 4946-nucleotide messenger RNA. Its product is annotated as E3 ubiquitin-protein ligase TRIM7-like. The transcript has 7 exons. Bases 3004 to 4449 code for a protein of 481 amino acids. Gene Ontology annotation, molecular function: protein binding; zinc ion binding. Lineage: Eukaryota; Metazoa; Chordata; Lepidosauria; Squamata; Cordylidae. The record is from RefSeq and is a predicted model, not a curated record.
GCUGGUAGGGCUUUGCCUGCCGUCUGCCCACCUCCUCACCACUGCCAUCAUUUCUCCCCCCCACCACCUCCUCUUCCUGGCAAGCGGGGCUUCGCCCGCCGUCCACCCACCUCUUCUGGCUGGAGGGGCUUCGCCUGCCAGCCCUCCACCUCUGCAUCCUGACUGCCGCCAUUCUUUCUCUCUGCUUCAAUGCUGGAACUCUUGCACGCUCUAGAGCAUCUGCGCGUUAGUACUUGAUUGCUCCCCUCACCUCAGAGAUCUUCCCACCCUCACCUGGUCUGAACUCCUGCUCCUCCUCCAUCUCCUCACCCUUCUUGGUCAUGGCUGCAGCAUUGCUGCUGCCUAUUGGCCAAACUGCAGCCCCCUAUCCCCAGAGACCUCCCCACCCUCACCUGAUCCCCGCUCCUGCUCCUCCCCCCAGGAGCAGCAGCAGUGGUUGACCAGGCCGUUCCUCACUGCUGCCACCACCAUGGCCGCUCGUUCCCCUCAGGCCGCUGACAGGCCCAGGCCCAUCCCUUGCCUGCCUGCCUGCAUCUUACAAUGGCCUCAGUAGCCCUAAACAGCAGCAGUGGUUGCCCGGACCCUUCCUUGCUGCCAGUGCCGCCAUGGCCACUCAUUCCCCUGUCAGGCUGCUGACAGGCUCAGGCCCGUCCCUUGCCCUUCCUUCGGUCUCUCUUCUUCCUCCCUUCUUUUUCUCUUUCUCUCUCCCCCACUUGCUCUUCUCCACUCUUUCUUCCCCCUCCCUUCAUGUUUUUUCUCCCUUCUUCCCUGAGUUAAAAGAUUUUGUUCAUUUACACAACGGCAUCCUCCUUCUCCUGAAGGGGCUCUUUCCUCCCUCAGGACCUGUCUUUUUGCAGACCUCUGCCUGCUAUCCUUUUAUAUCCAGAACAUCUUCGGACCAGUAACAGCUGCAUUCCAACUGACCUUAACCAUCACAGGCCCCUCCUCCUUAUCUGCAUAGGGAAUCCCCACUGCCCAAUCACCAUGGUGCUUCUGCUCUCACAGGCUCCUUCUCCCUAUCUGCAUAUGGAAUCCCCACUGCCCAAUCAGGUGCUUCUGCUUGCAAACUCAGCCAAUCGCCUCCUUCCCACCACAUCGCCACGCAUGGCCCGUCUUGGAGAAAUAAUAAUAUAGAUUACUCCCACUUAGAUUUAGUGCUUCUGUAUGCAUGCUUCACCGCACCCCCUCAAUCCAAAUCAAACUGUUUCUAAUCCUUUCUCUUGCUGUUUGCUGUCAAAGGGUUUUAAGACCUAUUUUCCUGAGUAAAUUAUUCAUCAUCAUAAAAAUUGUGUAAUUACUGUAACUGCUGUUAAUUUAUGAUGCCCAAAGCAGUAACUGGUGUUUAUUAUUAAUGGGCCAGUGUGUUAUGCGCUGAUGUGUGUGUUUAGCUUAAAAACUAGAUUUUUCACACACACCCUCUUCUUUCUCCCUUCCAAAUUAAAUAGUUGGUUCCUUUAAAUUAAAGUCUGAACUAUGCCUGGUUCUAGGGAGCGUGUGUUGGAAAUAGACAUUGGGGAUAAAUAAUUACUGUGGGGGGGGGUGGUUUUGAGAGAGAGAGAGAGAUUUAAAGUAUAACUAAAUUGAAUUAAAUUAAAUUAAAUAUUUUUAAAGAUUGAGAAACGCACAUAGAGCUUCCUGAUAGUCUUACCCCUGCUAACUGGGCAAAGAGGCACCUUUUACCGGUGGUGAUUCUCUUUAUUUAGCAGGGGGAGAGUAACUGGCCCUAUCCACCCCCAGCACAGAAUCUCUCCAGUGACUGUUGCUGGUAUCUAUCUUAUGUUUCUUCUUAGAAUGUGAGCCCUUUGGGGACAGGGUUCCAUCUUAUUUGUUUGUUAUUUCUCUGUGUAAACCACCCUGAGCCAUUUUUGGAAGGGCGGUAUAGAAAUCGAAUUAUAUAAUAAUAAAUAAUAAUAAUAAUAAUUAUUAUUAUUAUCAUCAUCAUCAUCUAGACCGGGGUCCUCAAAUUUUGUUCCCCAGAUGUUGGACUACAACUCCCAUUAUCCCCAGGCACAAUGGCAAAAGACAGUGGAUGAUGGGAGUUGUAGUGCAAUAGCAGAUUCAGGGGUGGGAAACCGCUUCUGCAGAGCUUCAGAAGCAGUGGAAAACUCCCUCCACCCUUUUUAGUUCAUUUGUACUGGCAAGGCUUUCAUCUUGAUUUUCCACCUAUGCAAGUUUAUAUUUGAGGCUUCUAUGGGGAAAUGCAUUAUUGUUCAGAAAUGAAAGCUAGUUUUCAAUGUUUUGGCAGUGUGAGCUAAUAUUAUGGUAAAAGACAAGUUUUCUGAAAGAUGCGUGUCAGACGUUUUGAGGGGGGCGCGGUGAGGCACAAUUUCAGUGUGUGCCCUAGGCGCCAUUUUCCCUAGUUAUGCCUUUGGGCAGGGGGUGAGACUGAGAAGAGGAGGAAGAGGAGCAGCCGAGCACAAUUCUGGAACUUAUUUUAUUUAUUUAUUUAAUGGAUUUUUAUACCGCCCCAAACCAAAGAUUUAAUUCUGGAAGGAUGCGUAGGAGCCAGGAGCGCCAGUUUGUGCUUUCACAAACUGUGAAAAACUUAUCCUUACCCAUAAACUCUGCUGCCCCUUCACACUUUUCCCUCUUCCACCUUUCACUGUGCGUCUUUUCAACGUGAAUCAUUUGGAAGCGCCUCUGAUUCUGGGGGAGGUUGGUAACUCCACCCCUUUCUAGAAAGGAAUUUCCUUUCCAGAGGAAGCGGCCGCCCGCCCGCCCGCCCAGCGACCUCUGUGUAGCCCGGCAGGGUGGGGGGAAAGGAAACCGAAACUUAAGCCAUCUGGAGCCCUAUAUAGAGAUACCUUCCGGAAAGUGUGUCACUUUUAAGAGAAGUUAGCUUACAACAUCUGUGCAAACAGAAAAAAGAAGAAGCGAAAAGGAGAACUAUAAUAGCUGGGAGUUGUAAGCUGACUGUUUCGUUUCUAUGUUGGAGCUGAAGAGAUCUAUCUGAGACUUUAUUUGCAAACAGUGAGACAGUUGCAACUUUGCAGUGUUUGAGACAUGGCUGCGGAGAGGCUGAGGGAAAAGUUUCAGAAUGAAGCAACGUGCUCCGUUUGCCGGGACUUUUUCACAGAGCCGGUGAUCCUAGAGUGUGGGCACAGUUUUUGCCACACGUGCAUUGCCGAGAGAUGGGCAGAGCCUUCCUUAGAUGCCACCGCCUCCUGCCCCGAUUGCCAAGAGACGGGGCAGCAGAGGAGAUUCAAGCCCAAUCGGCAGCUGGCCGGCCUUGCAGAAAUCGCCAAGCAGUUGAGUGAGCAGGCAGAGCAAGAAGCAGCAGGAGGAAAACUCUGUGAGAGGCACCAGGAACCCCUGAAACUCUUCUGUGAGGAGGAUGAGGCCUUCCUCUGUCUGGUGUGCGAGAAAUCCAGGAAGCACCGAGAUCACAGCGUGAUUCCUAUGGAGGAGGCUGUCGAAGAGUACAAGGGUCAGAUUUGUGCCUGUCUGGAGAAUCUGAGGAAGCAGAGAGAAGAGAUUCUGGUGUAUCAAUCAAACACUGAAAAGGAAAGUCAAGACCUACUUAAACAGGCAGAAACAGCGAGGCAGAAGGCAGUGGCGGCGUUCAAGGAAAUGCGCCAGUUUCUGGAGGAAAAAGAGAACUAUUUGUUGGCUGCGAUGGAAGAGGCAGACAAGGAGAUUGUGAAGAAAAGAGACGAACACGUGGCCAGACUCGCAAAGGAACUCUCUUCUCUUGAUGAUACCAUUCAGGAGUUGGAAGAGAAAUGUCAGCAGGUGGCCGAUGAGCUCUUGGGGGACAUUGUGAGCACCUUGCACAGGUUUGAUCAGAAGGAGACGUUUGAGAAUCCUUUGGUUUUCCCUGCAGCACUGAAAUGGAAAAUCUGGGAAUUCAGUGAAUUCAAUCCUAUUCUGGAGAAAAACCUGGCUUGGUUAAAAGGCUCUACCCUUAAAUUUGAAUACCAGAACCAGAUACGUAAAGAAACUGUGACUCUGGACCCAGAUACAGCUCAUCCACAGCUCCUCAUAUCUGAAGAUCGAAAAUGUGUAACUUUGGGAGACAAACCACAAGAUACGAUCACCAACUACCCGAGAUUUGUACAUCAUCAGUGUGUGCUGGGCAAAUUCCGUAUGCCUCCAAAUAUUUCUUUCUGGGAAGUAGAUGUGGGGAAUGAGGAAGGAUGGGCUGUUGGCAUAGCUAAAAUGAAACCUGAUAUGCAUAACGACAAACCUCUUACUCCAGAAGAAGGAAUCUGGGCCAUCGGAAAGUGGGAGGGUCAGUACCGAGUGCUCAUUGCCCCUCAUAAUCCUCCUUUAUCUUUUAAACGGGAACCGAAAAGGAUCCGGGUGUUUCUGAACCUAUAUAAAGGUCAGGUGGCAUUUUUUGAUGCUGAAACAGCAACCCUGCUUUACGCUUUCCAGCAAGAUCACUUUUGGGUUGUGCAGCCCUUCUUCUGGCUUUGCAAGAAGUCUCAUCUCAGACUCUGUCCAUGAGGAAGUAAAGCCCAGCUUGCAGGUCCUGCUAGACAACAGGAUUACAGCUUCUGUGUCCAUGUAGGUGCUAAUCCUGGCACCUUGUCUCUUCCAUCUCGCUCUCUUAAUACUGUAAAGCAAGCUAGAUGCUUGCAUUCAAAGACCAGUGUGCCAUUCCAGGGAGCAUGCCUGUGCUCUUGAAGGCCAACUUGCUCUGAGUCACUUUGCAAGAGAAGAGUUGCUGAUUGAAGUUAGAGGGAUCCAGUGGGUGAGCAGGACAACUGAAGGAAAUCCAGCAAGUGACACACCAAACUAGUGAACUUCCAUUGACAAAAUUUGUCUUAAUCCAGAUGAUCCUUUAAUGAGGUAGAUUUAAUCCUGAUUUUGUUUUUUGCACAGUUGCAGAAAUGUUAUAAUCCUGUAAGUAAUAAUGAAUGCACAUGUAUUUUGAGAUGUAACUUGUGGAGAGCUGGACCUCUGAUGUGGUUGCUUCAAAUAUAUCUGUCUCUGCUGCUUUC